This is a messenger RNA of Pyrus x bretschneideri (Chinese white pear), 2431 nucleotides long. RefSeq lists its product as uncharacterized. The transcript is spliced from 11 exons. NCBI's taxonomy places the organism in Eukaryota, Viridiplantae, Streptophyta, Magnoliopsida, Rosales, Rosaceae. Bases 147 to 2102 code for a protein of 651 amino acids. The record is from RefSeq and is a predicted model, not a curated record.
UACCCGCCAAAAAAUGAGCGGCUUGGAUCUGAAGCAGAACAAUUGCAAUAUAUCACAACUGUCCCUGACGUUUCCCAAUAUAUCAGCGAACACCCCAACCAGCCUUCUAAACGCUGCGUUUCGUGUCCUCCAGACUCUCCGACGCGAUGUGCGGUGAUUCGAAGCUCUCGCGGCUGUGCCGUUUGGACGACGAUUUUCUCCGUCCGUACACCGAAUCCGGCGUCGUUUUGGUAGCCCAAGAGAGGGAAGUUCUGGUCACUCUCUCUCAGGUUCUUCGACAAGUCAAGCUCUGGACCCAAGCACUUGAUUCCGACUCUGAAAAUGCUCAAACUUUCCUUGAUCAGGGAGUGGCGAUAGGAUUGGAUUGUGAGAGUGAUUGUAUGUGUCUGACUAAAAUCGUAACUCACUUGAUGGUUUUGCUGACGGUGGAGAGUCAAUAUGUCAAGCAUCUGGCGUGCAAUGUUCUUGUUGCUGUGUCGAAAUUCCUUGUUGAUUCGGGGAGCAACUGGGAGGGUUUUAUCCGUUUGUUGUGUGUUUGUAUGAAUUUGGCGAUCACUGUGGCGGUGUCUUGUUCUUCAUCAUGGUCAGUGGAUGGAGCUGAUGAUCUUCAUUCUUGUUCGUCGAGGUUGAUUCUUGCGUUAAAGCCUAAGCUGGAAAAUGCUGACUGGUCUAUUGCGGCUGCUGUUGUUCGGGUUUUACGUGAUAUAAGGAAAUAUUUGAAGUCAGAAGACGAUGAUGAACUUAUUGAAGCGUUCUUUGAUUCUAUCAAUUCCGUUCUUCCAACUGUGCCAUGGAAUUUGCUAGAUGAGAUUCAUGUUGGUGCAAACCCUGAUGCUCAGAAAGGGUCCAGAGCUGAUGCUUUGUUUCAAAGAUCCUUGUUUCUAGGAAAUUUGAUUCAGUUUCUCUGUUCCAUGGUUGAGCAAAGUGGUUCUGCGGAAGCUUCAGGUGGAUCUAUAGACAAACAUCACCCAGUUUUUUCUACACUCAUCACCCUUGUUCCGCAGCUUUUAUGUUGGUGCCUUGGUGAGCAAGCACAUUGCAUUAAUUUCAACAAGUGCAUCUCUCAAUACUUUAGACACAAGUUAUUGGUGCUGAUGAUCAGGCUCAUUUUCCGAACCUACUCUCAGCAGUCAGUUCUUGUUUCAUGGUUGCAACUUGUCCAUGAUUACUUUGGAGAGCUUCUGCGACAACCCAUUACUCCUCUUGAAUAUCAGGAUGAUUGCCUGGAAGGGUCUCCAUUUCUAUCCAGUGUUUCUGAUACAGAAGUAAACAGUCUGUCUUCCCACCAUCUGCAAAGACAGGCUAUUUUCCUCUUUCUGAGGUGUUCUUUUGGUUUGAUUAGCUCGAAAGAAGGAACUAACAACAAAUGUGCUUGUGCGAUUUGGAACUUAUGCUUGACAUGUGACUCAAAAACAGAGCUGGAAUGUUGUGGACGAAAGAAAGGUCUAUUGGAGCUUUAUAGCUGGCUUCAAGGGCAUCUUCCAACUGAUAUGUCAGUGGACCAUGAAAUGUAUUUUGAAAAAUGUGUUGACUUUGCUAAAUCAUUCCUCCAACUAUACAUUAAAGAGGAUGAUGUAUUAUUCAAAGUUCUCCUGCAAUUGCUCUCUGUACCUUUUUGUGCCGAAGAACAGUUGGAAAAGGAAAAGGGAGCAUUUCAGGAUUCAGAGGGCAAUACGUUUUUUCGUGUCUCGGAUAUUUUCAAUCCUGUGCUCUUAUUCCAUCUAUUUCUGUUAGAGUUGAGCUAUGACCAUCAGGUGCUCCUUGAUUACCUUAUUUCGAAAGAUACCGGAAUCAGCUGCGCAGAAUAUCUUUUAAGGUGCUUGCGUAAAGUGUUUGAUUCAUGGAGCUUAUUUGUGGAGUUCUCAAUGUGUCGACAAGCUACAAAUCAAUCAUCUAAGAGAAGAAAAGUUGCAUCGGAAGUGUGGAGUUGCAAGGGCACUCAAAAUGGAGGAAAGUAUUUUAAAGAAGCCAAAGGGUGCUUACUUACGUUGAAAAAUUCAAUUGAAAGUCUACACCGAAAGAAUCUGUUUCCUUACAAUCCUAAUGUUCUUCUGAACCGCUUAACGCGAUUUCAGGAACUCUGUUUUGAGGAAAAGAAGUAAAACUUCUAAAGGACUGAGUGGUUCGAGCUCUUCACGAUUCUUUCCAGCAUAUAUAAAGAUGCUUUUUCGAAGAAGUGAACGAGUAGAAGAAAAAACCUUGUAUUUGAGGUAAUUUGGAUUUGUUGUACAUAAAUACUCAUUUCUCAAAUUUUCCGCCAACAAGGAGAGAAGCAAAGAGGUUUAAUUUGUAGAAACAAUUAUACACGAAAUCUGAGUGAUUUGUGCGCACUAUGUGUUAAGGGUGGGUUCAAAAAACUGAAAACCCAAAAAUUGGGGACCGAACACCGAAUCGAAUCAAACCGAACCGAAUCGAAUCCCUUUACACUUUA